Molecule: messenger RNA, 930 nt
Organism: Owenia fusiformis
Lineage: Eukaryota; Metazoa; Annelida; Polychaeta; Sabellida; Oweniidae
Source: the annotation of a GenBank genome assembly
AUGGAAGGCUUUACAUGGACACUCGCCAUCUUUGCCCUGCUGGCUAUUGGAUCCUCCGCUGAAGACUGCAAAGACGAGUUUCUCUCUUGCGUUGUAUCUAAGGACAAGGACAAUUUGUACUGCGAUUCUCCCUUGAUGGAUUACUGCAAUAAGAGCUGUAAUUUUUGUACAGCCAGGGAGUAUAAGCCAAUUGUCUGUGAGGACCAAUUUACGAGUUGCGCUCUUUAUAAAAGGUUGGGUGAAAUGGAUUGUAGCAGAUCGGCCGUAAAGGCAGCAUGUAUGAAGACAUGUGGAGUUUGCGAGCCUGUUGGUAUCCCUGACAAACGAUGGCUACUGACACUGGAUAAACCUAAACCACGAGUUUGCAGGGACAGUGGAGGUCGUUGGUGUAGUCGAAUGAAGGAAUUCAACCGUUUGAAAUGUAGUGCAAUGAUAAAAAAGAAAUGCAAGAAGAGCUGUGGCCUUUGUAUAGACACUGGGGAGAUAGAGUGUAAGGACGGGAGUCGUUAUUGCCCAUUAGCUGCAUUCGACGACGAAAAAUGUGAAACGGGUCAUUAUCAAAAGAAAUGUCCAAAGAGUUGUGAUGUCUGUGGCAGCGGAUUUGGGGAUAAAAUUCGAACACUGUGUAAGGAUUACAGUCAUAAGUGCCUUAUCGGUGAUGACUUCGUCUGUUUCUCAAUGCCGCAUGGGACUCAACUCUGCCCUAAGACGUGUGGACACUGUAAUUUUUUAUAUGACAAUUAAUGUCCUCGUCUUUUCCCGAUGGACCAUCCUGACAUUAUUGGCGAUAAGCGACUAGAAACGCCAACCUUUAGAGUACAUUCAAACACGACCGUGCCCUAUUUGAAUUUCAUAACAAAUCAGAAUGCAGCAUAGCCAAUAUUAAACGUUCAUUAUUUCUCCAUAUAGGCACGACCGUUCCAAUACGGA